Messenger RNA from Heterobasidion irregulare TC 32-1, 657 nucleotides. RefSeq lists its product as uncharacterized. The transcript has 2 exons. NCBI's taxonomy places the organism in Eukaryota, Fungi, Basidiomycota, Agaricomycetes, Russulales, Bondarzewiaceae. Bases 1 to 657 code for a protein of 218 amino acids. The record is from RefSeq and is a predicted model, not a curated record.
AUGCACAAACAAAGAGAGCGGGUGAUAUCCCAUGACCAAUUCUCUGCCAAUCCUCCACUGCCCGUCGCCGUGCCGGAUCUGGAAGCCCCCAUUGCUAACUUGAAUACGCGCUCCAGGCCACCUACUACACCUCCUGAGUUCCACGGGCUGUUGGCGAUGGACAUAGCAGAGGAAGAUGUCAACCCGAUCAUCGUAGAUAAUCCAACUCCACCAACGAGCAUCCCCAAAAUGAGCGUGAGUAUAGAUGUCGCGAGCAAGGAGCAAUCGGGACCAUCUAGUGCAUCUCGUCCAAACGAUCGGUCUUUCCGACCGGGUCCGUAUGACCCGACGAAAAACCAGACUCCAUCCAAAGGUGCAACCCUUGUCUUCAGGCGCUCCUCUCUAGACAGGUGCAUUCCAAAACCGUUGGUGCCAGACCAAGGGAGCUUUUCACAGUACCCAGAGUUUGCUAAGAGACGCCGCCACACCCUGCAUGGAACCACCAGAUACAAUUGCAACGAGUGUCGAGUGGGCUUUCGACGCAAGGCGGACUGGAUACGCCACAUGGAGAACGCAAAGGCGCACAGAAAUCCCGCAUUCCUGUGCAACAGAUGCAAACGGCGCUACAGCAGAGAAGAUGCGCUCGCUCGGCACGUUCGGGUGGUGUGUCGGUCAUGA